CUGGCUCAGUGCAGCGGCAGCAGCGGGGGAAGAUGGCGGCGGCUGUUCCGCAGCGUGCUUGGACCGUGGAGCAGCUGCGCAGCGAGCAGCUGCCCAAGAAGGACAUUAUCAAGUUUCUGCAGGAUCACGGUUCAGAUUCGUUUCUUGCAGAGCAUAAAUUACUGGGAAACAUAAAAAACGUAGCUAAGACUGCUAAUAAGGACCAUUUGGUUUCUGCCUAUAACCAUCUGUUUGAAACUAAGCGUUUCAAAGGUACUGAAACUAUCAGUAAAGUGUCUGAACAGGUGAAAAACGUGAAGCUUAAUGACGAUAAACCCAAAGAAUCCAAGUCUGAAGAGACGCUUGAUGAGGGUCCACCAAAAUAUACAAAAUCUAUUCUAAAAAAGGGAGAUAAAACCAACUUUCCUAAAAAGGGAGAUGUUGUUCACUGCUGGUAUACAGGGACCCUCCCUGAUGGAACUGUUUUUGAUACUAAUAUUCAAACAAGUUCAAAGAAGAAGAAAAAUGCCAAGCCUUUAAGUUUUAAAGUUGGAGUAGGCAAGGUUAUCAGAGGAUGGGAUGAAGCGCUCUUGACUAUGAGUAAAGGAGAAAAGGCUCGACUGGAGAUUGAACCAGAAUGGGCCUAUGGAAAGAAAGGACAGGCCGAGGCCAAAAUUCCACCAAACACCAAGCUCAUUUUUGAAGUGGAAUUAGUAGAUAUUGACUGAAACCAGUACUUCAGCAAACAUAAAAACCUAAUUAGAGCUUGUUACUAUUGUAAGGGAAGAGUCAACUGGAAAACUUAAAAGCGUUUAAAGCUUGUUUACUUGAUCGCAACUUUUGAGAAAUGUAAUCCCCUGUAACUCCCUGUAAGUCUCAGAUAUUUUCCUACAGCUGUGUAAAGUAUUCAGGAGAGCUGCUUUUCCUUUUACCUCAUAAACUAAAAGCUCAAUAAAAAUGUCAUGGAUUGUCUUGACUGACUUA
Grammomys surdaster is the source of this 963-nucleotide messenger RNA. It is a transcript of the gene Fkbp3, whose product is annotated as FKBP prolyl isomerase 3. The coding region runs from base 33 to 707 and encodes 224 amino acids. Gene Ontology annotation, molecular function: peptidyl-prolyl cis-trans isomerase activity. The record is from RefSeq and is a predicted model, not a curated record. Lineage: Eukaryota; Metazoa; Chordata; Mammalia; Rodentia; Muridae. The transcript is spliced from 7 exons.